AUGAAGCUAUCUCAAUUCCUCAGCGUCGCUGCGGUGUGCGGCUUUGCAGCUGCAAGCCCUAUCCCAGACAAUGCCAUCGCGGAGCGCGAGAAUUUAUAUCCCAGACCUUACACUCUGAAGAUGGGGGGUGAUGCGUUUAAAAAGCGCGAGAAUUUAUAUGGCAGACCCUAUACUCUAAAGAUGAAGGACGAUGCGCUUGAGAAACGUGAGAACUUAUAUACCAGACCAUAUACUCUGAGGAUGGAGGGAGAUGCGUUUAAGAAACGUGAUCCCCAAAACACGUACGGAAAGGCUUAUACCUUGAAGAUGAAGGAUGAUGGAUUUGAGAAACGUGAUGAGUAA
Messenger RNA from Fusarium graminearum PH-1, 342 nucleotides. RefSeq lists its product as uncharacterized. The record is from RefSeq and is a predicted model, not a curated record. The coding region runs from base 1 to 342 and encodes 113 amino acids. The transcript has 2 exons. Lineage: Eukaryota; Fungi; Ascomycota; Sordariomycetes; Hypocreales; Nectriaceae.